Ylistrum balloti is the source of this 2257-nucleotide messenger RNA. RefSeq names its product lysosomal proton-coupled steroid conjugate and bile acid symporter SLC46A3-like. Gene Ontology annotation, cellular component: membrane. The record is from RefSeq and is a predicted model, not a curated record. Gene Ontology annotation, biological process: transmembrane transport. Lineage: Eukaryota; Metazoa; Mollusca; Bivalvia; Pectinida; Pectinidae. Gene Ontology annotation, molecular function: transmembrane transporter activity. The transcript has 4 exons. Bases 1 to 1527 code for a protein of 508 amino acids.
AUGAGCCGCUUGCAAAGACUGAACGAUUGGUGUAUGGACAUUAUCGAUACGAUACAACCUUACCUCGUCGAAGUUGCAUAUUUCACGUUUUUUCUUUCUAGGCACAUGACAUUACCGUUGUUUCAGGAGUAUGUUCAGUCGGAGAUAUAUAAACAACAUGGUCUUAACAACACGGUUGUUGACCACGAAGAAAUCUACUUUCCACCCGAUGACGAGAACCAACCCGGUCCGUAUUAUGAGGCCCACAAGGAGAGUAUCAUGGCAGUGUUGGGCUUGCAAAUGGCUGAAGGCCUGCCAUCCGUGGUGACUGUUAUCAUCCUGGGGGCUCUCAGUGACAGAUCUGGCAAAAGAAAAAUGUUGUUAUGGGUACCAGCGUUCGGUAGCCUCCUCUACUCUCUCAUCUACAUACUUAUCCUGUACACAGGCUGGACCAUUGAUGGUCUCUUCAUGGCAUCAGCUUUGAGAGGCCUCAGUGGCAGCAUGACUGCAUUUUAUGCUGGCGGUACCUUUUUUGCAAUUAAUUCUGUUGAGCCAGAGAAGAGAGCUUGGCGAUUGGCACUCCAGGAAUUCCUGAAUGGUGCAGCGUAUGCAAUUGCAAAUAUUAUGGCUGGAUUCUGGGUGAAAGAUUGGGGUUUUCUUCAACCAUUUUGGUUCACAUUAAUUUGCAGUGCAAUAGCGUUUUUGAUAUCAUUCUUCUUAGUCAAGGAGGUCAAGAUUCCAGAAAAUGUUCAAACCACGAGGAACUACACCAGUGAAAAUUGCUGUAUUGAUACAUUCAAACCCAUGGGGAAAUUUUUUCGUUGUACCAACCGUAAGAUGGUGAAAGUUUGGCUUGCAAUACUUGCUUUCCAGACAUAUGCGAUUGUCCACAUUGGACAGAUAAAUACCCUGGUCUUGUACCUACGAGGACCUCCUUAUGGUUGGCCUACUGCCAGAAUUGGCAUGUUCCUGUCUGUCAUAAUGGCAGUUGCUGCCAUUGGGACGGUGUCUACUCCACCUGUGCUGAAGCUAAUACUCUCAGACACCAGUAUCACUUUUGCUGGUCUGUUCUCGAAAGCUAUUGGAACACUUUGGAUAGCUGUUGUUAAAAAUGAAACAGUACUCUACUUUUCUAUCCUCCUGUUGGUGUUGGAGUUACUUCCCUUCCCAAUGUUGAGGUCUAUAGUUGCCAAUGGAAUUGAAACUCCAGAUCAAGGUUCCUUGUUUGCCUUGAUGCACUGUGGAGAAAGUAUAUCAUACUUCCUGGCGCCCCUCAUGUUCCAGGCCAUGUACGCUGGCACCCUACACUACUUCACAGGAUUUGUCUUUGUAAUUUCUGUCCUGUUCCUCAUCCUACCUGUGGCAUUUGUCAUAGGAAUACGGUUCAUGGACCUUAACCAGCCAUCUGAAUAUGAACCAAUGGAUGGAGAUACAGAAAUGAUAGGAGACCAGCCAGUGGAAACAGAGGUACAACCUCCUUUGCAAGAAUCCCUGGAACAAAGUGAACAACAGCCAAUCAGCAUUAUCAGUGCAACCGAGCGAGUUUAGACCACUACAUUUAGGAGACACAAAUCCUAAUGGCCAAUUAGCUUAUGUCUUAUUAAUGUUGUGAAAUAGCAGAUUUUGUCUUCUUCAAAAUAUAAAGUGUUUUAAACUGUUGUGCUACUAUAUACCUGCCAAAAGUUGCUGUCCGUCUUUCAUCACUCAAUAUCUACUGAUAUAACAUGGUCCCUAUAAAUGUCCUUAUGUGCUAUAAAUAUCACAUAAUAUCUAUAAAUAUUCCUGUUUACUCAACAAUAGAAUUGUAAAAGGAACUGGAAGAACUGAAGUUAGUAUACUAUAAUUUGUAAAACCAUGUUAAAGUCAAACUGUUGAUAAUCAAACAUAUUUCUGUUUCAAUCGCAUUCAGUGCUCAUUUAUACUGUUAGGAUGUAGAUAUUCUUGCAGGUUUGUAUUUAAUUCUUUGGACAUUGUGAUGAUUGGAGACAAGUUUCUAUAGUACAUUUAGCUUGCUGUUUUUAAAAAGCACUUAAUAUUGAUAUAAAAGCAAAAAGUGCUAUACCAGGUAAUCAAAAUCAAUAGGAAAGUGAAGUUGUGUAAAUUAGUCCAGCACUAAUAUGGUUGUGUGACGUUAAUUUAGAUAAAGAUGAGUUUAUUUCUUGAGUUUACACACUAACUUCAGUGUCAAUGGAUCAGUGUUUAAUGUGUUUAUAGAGUUGUCCACAGUCUAUGAACUAGCAAAGUAUUUAAUGCUUUUAAAUGUUUUAGACUGUAGUAU